AUGGCUGAAGUUAGAACGCGGUCCCCCAACGACGUUGACGAUGUUGACGGAACUUUUGGUAAAUCGGAGUUCCUGGAUUACAUUGGUACUGUACUUCACAUGUCCGUCAGCACCUCCCACAAAAGUUUUCGUGUUUUCUGGAACGAGGAAGAUGAUGAAUCAGAUAGCCAUCAAACACUCUUUUCCCAGGUGGGUCCACCUUUACUUCGUCCUCCCAUUGUCAAGGACAAGAUCACAAUUGCGCUGCAGCAUGUAGAUCUCUUGUACAAUGGCGCGAUGCUAGCUCAGUUCUGGAUGCCGGUGAUGAUUGGGGGACGGCGAUUCCUGAAAUGCUCAGAUCAACCUUUUGGGUUGACUUACUUAAGGAAAGGGCUAUGUUCGUACAGAAAACUGUGUCUGAAGUGUUACUACUGUACGAAUAAUACCUGCAGCAGUAGUGAUGGUGGUGCUGAUUAUGUGGAUGUGGACUGGAAUGGCAGAGGAGUAAGAGAAAGCGUGCUUCUUACAGGUCCGCCUUCACGUGUCUUUCGUCGUGGACUGCCGGAAUAUAGCCCAAACGUGGAGUUCUCCGUGGACUCGGAAUAUCCUUUAAGGGAUGAGGCUAUGGGCCGUAAGAUAAGUGACUACAUGGCUGUGCCUGUGUUUGAUCCCAAUUCCGGAGAAUGUAUUGGCGUAAUUGAGCUGGUUUCAACUGCAGAGUCAAUAAGAGUGAGUCCAUCCACGCUCAAGAGGAAAUGCAGGAAAUUUGGCAUCCCAAGGUGGCCGCGCAAGGGAAACCAGGGCACUUGCUCUGCUACAAGCACUGAAUCCAACAAAAACCGCGAAAUACCUAAUGCAGAAUAUGGUCAGGAGGUCUCACAUCCUAAUGUGUCUUCUCAAGAAGGUACAACUUCCAGCAAGCACAAUUCCUCACAAGCUGCAACAAUAGCGAAGGAUAGCUUCAUGAUGAUAAAAGCUGCAUAUGGAGAGAUAAAAAAGAUUAAGUUUCAACUUCGAUUUUCGUCACGGUUGGUAGAUAUGGAGAUGGAAGCAGCAUCAAGGCUCAAGUUAAAAGUUGGAGAUUUCAAGUUUUGGUAUUUGGAUGAAGAUGAUGACUGGAUAUUGAUAACCUGCGAUGCAGACUUGAGGACUAUGGAAUCAAUGGGUAAGAAUACAAUCAAAGUGUCUAUCACUCACAGUGAUGAUGCUCCAUCCUAAACAAAAAGGGAAAAAGAAACACACUACUACCAAGGAACGAUGAAUGUUUUCACCAAAAAGGAAAUGUCCAUGGCCCCAUUCUUUUACAUUUGCUACGUUUUGCGUUAUUCAAUUAGUGAUUGAAGCCUUGAGAUUAGAUCCGUAAAAGUGUAUUUGUAAUUAUUUUUACUGCCUUAUCAUAACAGGGCAACUACACUGGCACCAGCUAGUGCCCA
Molecule: messenger RNA, 1412 nt
Organism: Coffea eugenioides
Lineage: Eukaryota; Viridiplantae; Streptophyta; Magnoliopsida; Gentianales; Rubiaceae
Product: protein NLP4-like
Exons: 3
Coding region: 1-1197 (398 amino acids)
Molecular function (GO): DNA-binding transcription factor activity; protein binding
Source: RefSeq, a predicted model, not a curated record